Messenger RNA from Chaetomium fimeti, 1193 nucleotides. RefSeq lists its product as uncharacterized. NCBI's taxonomy places the organism in Eukaryota, Fungi, Ascomycota, Sordariomycetes, Sordariales, Chaetomiaceae. The record is from RefSeq and is a predicted model, not a curated record. Bases 287 to 1000 code for a protein of 237 amino acids. The transcript is spliced from 3 exons.
UCGAACCCGUCGAAUCGUCAACCUGGGUUGUGGGAUUACUCAGGCCCCAUGCAGAAUUUCCCCCUGCCGUCAACAUGGCGUUCGCACUCGACGAAUGUGGUCGCGAUGGCGGAGAUAAAUGAACGCGCUUGCCACCAUUGCACACCUGCUGUGCUUCUAGGCGUAUGUACGAAUACUGUCUCGACGUCCAGGCCGAGCCAGCCUGGAUUAAAGAGGACAUCUCCCGGGAGGUCUGGCUUUCUUCGCUAGUUGCGCGUGAACUAGACAACCUCUAUAGCGCAUCACAAUGGAGCACCACCAAGACGUCCAGCAGCCUGCGCUGUACCAGCCGUUGCCAGAUGCCCAACAGGAGAAGGUCGGACAGUUCCAGUACCAGCAGGCAUACGAGCCGCAACAGCACCACAAUGACCACAACCCGCCGGCCUCAAGCCCCACUAUGCUCAAUGUCACACGAGGCGUUGCGCUGAGCGUGACGGGCGUGGUUGUGUUCCUGUUGAUCGCCGUCAUUGGGCUCAGCGCUGGCCUUGGGGUUAGUCAACGGGACUUGGGGCAGGUGAAGGGUGAUUUGCGGGCAGCGCAGGAUGCGCUCUCUGCGGGCAGUGCGCGGACGAGUCAGGCUGUGUUGCCGAGCUCGACUACGAUAUCCGCACCAGCGGCAGCAUCCCCCACAGCGACGACGGCUGACGUGCAAUGCCCCCGGGUCAACGGCACCAUGUAUACGGCGAGUUCCGGAGGCAAACAGUUCCGGCGGCUCUGCGGUGUCGAUUACGGUGGCGAGGGGGAGGCGGUUGACAUUGGCAACGUCAAGACGCGGAACAUGGACGCUUGCAUCGACGCGUGCGCCUCGGAGGCAAACUGCACGGGGGCAGGAUGGGGCGUCAUCGAGGGCGACAAGGGCGCGACGCACACCUGCUGGAUGAAGACCAACUUGACUCGACCGCACGAGGCUAUGCCCGACUGGGGGUUUGCCGUGCUGGUGCCAGCAGGACCAGAAAAGUAGGGUGUAACAGGGAGGUCGUGGACGGUCGGGAGUACUUUUUGAAGUUUUAAUGAGAAUCAUUGUUUUAGAGGGGACGCUGGUGUGAGUUAUUCUGUUUACUCAAGCUCCCGCGAUGCCGGGAGUCGAUGUUCCUUGCGACAAGAAGGCACCCUGGCACGUGCCUGAGUCUUUUGGGUAGCUGUUGUCUGUGUAC